Molecule: messenger RNA, 1997 nt
Organism: Acomys russatus (golden spiny mouse)
Lineage: Eukaryota; Metazoa; Chordata; Mammalia; Rodentia; Muridae
Gene: Mstn
Product: myostatin
Exons: 3
Coding region: 131-1261 (376 amino acids)
Biological process (GO): SMAD protein signal transduction
Cellular component (GO): extracellular region
Molecular function (GO): growth factor activity; cytokine activity
Source: RefSeq, a predicted model, not a curated record
ACAGUAUACAGGACUCACUGGCGUGGCAGGUUGUCUCUCAGACAGUACGUGCGCUAAGAUUUUGCUUGGCAUUACUCAAAAGCAAAAGGAAGAAAUAAGAACAAGGAAAAAAGAUUGUGCUGAUUUUAAAAUGAUGCAAAAACUGCAAAUGUAUGUUUAUAUUUACCUGUUUAUGCUGAUUGCUGCUGGCCCAGUGGAUCUAAAUGACGGCAGUGAACGAGAAGAAACUGUAGAGAAAGAGGGGCUGUGUAAUGCCUGUGUGUGGAGACAAAACACGAGGUACUCCAGAAUAGAAGCCAUAAAAAUCCAAAUCCUCAGUAAACUCCGCCUGGAAACAGCUCCUAACAUCAGCAAAGAUGCUAUAAGACAACUUCUGCCCAGAGCGCCGCCACUCCGGGAACUGAUCGAUCAGUACGACGUCCAGAGGGAUGACAGCAGCGACGGCUCCUUGGAAGAUGACGAUUAUCACGCUACCACGGAAACAAUCAUUACCAUGCCUACCGAGUCUGACUUUUUAAUGCAAGUGGAUGGAAAACCCAAAUGCUGCUUUUUUAAAUUUAGCUCCAAAAUACAGUACAACAAAGUAGUGAAAGCCCAACUGUGGAUACAUCUAAGACCCGUCAAGACUCCCACGACAGUGUUCGUGCAAAUUCUGAGACUCAUCAAGCCCAUGAAAGACGGUACAAGGUAUACCGGAAUCCGAUCUCUGAAACUUGACAUGAGCCCAGGCACUGGAAUUUGGCAGAGUAUUGACGUGAAGACAGUGUUGCAAAACUGGCUCAAACAGCCUGAAUCCAACUUAGGCAUUGAAAUCAAAGCGUUGGAUGGGAAUGGGCUUGAUCUUGCUGUAACCUUCCCAGGACCAGGAGAAGACGGACUGAAUCCUUUUCUAGAGGUCAAAGUAACAGACACACCCAAAAGGUCCCGAAGAGACUUUGGUCUUGACUGUGAUGAGCACUCCACAGAGUCCCGGUGCUGCCGCUACCCCCUCACGGUGGAUUUUGAAGCAUUUGGAUGGGACUGGAUUAUUGCUCCCAAAAGAUAUAAGGCCAAUUACUGCUCUGGAGAGUGUGAAUUUGUGUUUUUACAAAAAUACCCUCAUACUCAUCUCGUGCAUCAAGCAAACCCCAGGGGCUCAGCAGGCCCUUGUUGCACCCCUACAAAGAUGUCUCCCAUCAAUAUGCUGUAUUUUAAUGGCAAAGAACAAAUAAUAUAUGGGAAAAUUCCAGCCAUGGUAGUAGACCGGUGUGGGUGCUCAUGAGCUCUGCAUUAGGUUCAAAACUUCCUAAAUCAUGGAAGGUCUUCCCCUCAAUUCUGAAACUGUGAAUUAUGUACCACAGGCUGUAGGCCUUGAGUGUGCUAUAGUGACUUAAGCACAAGCUACAGUGUAUAAACCGAGAGAGAAUAUACACAGUGGUUGGCAUUUAACCAUCAAAAUAAACCAUAUAAUACGAUGUUUUAUGAUUUCCAGAGAUUUUGAACUAGGAGGAGAUCAAAUUACAUUUGUGUUCAUAUAUAUAUAUAUACAUAUAUAUCACAACUACACUCUAGACAAGGGAACGAAAGCACUUCUCCUUGUGGGCUGUUGAAUUAAAGGGGCUUAAUUAAAGGUAAAGUGUCACUUCUUAACAGUUUCACUUAAUAUUUACAUAACAAUCUAUAAGUAGCAUUUGUAAAGUGCAGGAUUGUUAUAAUUUAAAAACAUUCAUGUACACGUCUAUUUGUAUUGUAUACUUGGUAAGAUAAAAUUCCACAAAACAGGAAUGGUACCUCACACAUGUGUUUCCAUUGCUAUUAUAAUUGGGCAAUCCAUGGCAACGGUGCUAAUGGCUGAAUGGCAACUUACUGGGCUCCUCAAGCAAAUCACGCUCUGUAAAAUAAGAUUCUCUCCCUUCCAGGUGCAUCUCCACACAGCACCAAGUGCAGAAUGCAUUUCCUUUAAGGAAAAAAGAAUCUUUUUUCUUAAAGAGGUCAAUUUUCAAUUCUCCAGCACAGUG